UCCAUCUUUUCUUUCCCCCGCCACGGCGCUACUCACACAACACAUCUGAUUUCCAAUUCACCGCUUUUUCUAUGCGCUUCGCUCAUAAAAUGGAUUGAUGCAUAUUUAUGUUUUUUUUUUUGGUUUGAAUUUGUUUUUGUUAAUUUCACUUCUGGAUCUAGGAAUAUGUUAUAGAUGUACACUUGUUAGGGGGCAAUCGUGUUUUUGUUUUAAUUGGAUUUGUUUUAAGGGAUUGAUAAUUUGGAUUUGAUUGAAUAUUGGUGGAGGAGAUGACAUGAUUUGUGCACCAAUAGAAUAGAAUUUAAAAAAAAAAUAUGCCUGGAAUAGCGCAGAGAAAUGAUCAUCAAUACGCCAACGGCGCGGCGGUGUUGUUUAAUGGAUCCGUUUCCACCACUGGGUUCUGGUCAAAACAUUGUGACGAUGUCAGCUACAAUCAGCUCCAGAAGUUUUGGAGUGAGCUGUCAUCGCAAGCUCGGCAUGAACUUUUGAGGAUUGAUAAGCAAACCCUUUUUGAGCAAGCUCGUAAGAACAUGUAUUGUUCUAGAUGCAACGGGUUACUGCUGGAGGGUUUUUAUCAAAUUGUCAUGUAUGGAAAGUCGUUGCAAGAGGAGGGAGUGGGCAUACACCAUCCAUGCAAUAGCCUAGGGACUUUGAAAAAUCAAGGUGAAGAUGAUGUACAAGCUCCGUCUGUACAUCCUUGGGGAGGUCUAACCACAACUCGAGACGGGGCUCUUACCUUACUAGACUGUUAUAUAUACACGAAAUCUAUGAAGGGGCUGCAAAAUGUUUUCGACAGCGCACGUGCAAGGGAGCGGGAAAGAGAAUUGCUUUAUCCUGAUGCAUGUGGUGGAGGUGGCAGAGGGUGGAUAAGUCAAGCAAUGUCAGGUUAUGGAAGAGGGCAUGGAACGAGAGAAACAUGUGCUCUCCACACUGCCAGACUCUCUGUUGACACAUUGGUGGAUUUCUGGUCAGCCCUUGGAGAAGAGACUCGGCAGUCACUUUUAAGAAUGAAAGAAGAGGAUUUUAUUGAAAGGCUGAUGUACAGGUUUGAUAGCAAGAGAUUUUGUAGAGACUGCAGAAGGAAUGUUAUCCGCGAGUUCAAGGAGCUAAAGGAACUGAAGCGAAUGAAAAGAGAAACUCACUGCACCAGUUGGUUUUGUGUGGCAGAUACAACAAUUCAAUAUGAGGUCUCUCAAAAUUCAAUCCAAGCAGAUUGGCAUCAUACCUUCAUUGACACCUCAGGAACAUAUCAUCAUUUUGAAUGGGCUGUUGGAACUGGAGAGGGAAAAUCUGAUAUAUUGGAGUUUGAAAAUGUUGGUUUGAAUGAAAGAGUUCAAGUGAAUGGUUUAGACCUCUGCAGUUUGAGUGCAUGCUAUAUCACUCUUCGGGCAUGGAAAAUGGAUGGCCGAUGUUCCGAACUUUCUGUUAAAGCUCAUGCACUGAAGGGGCAACAAUGUGUACAUUGCAGGCUUGUGGUUGGUGAUGGUUUUGUUACAAUUACACGAGGGGAAAACAUCCGAAGGUUUUUUGAGCAUGCUGAAGAGGCUGAGGAAGAAGAGGAUGAUGAUGGUAUGGACAAGGAUGGAAACGAUCUUGAUGGUGAAUGCACCCGUCCUCAAAAACAUGCUAAGAGUCCUGAACUUGCUCGAGAGUUUCUUCUUGAUGCCGCAACUGUAAUGUUCAAGGAACAGGUUGAAAAAGCUUUCAGAGAAGGAACAGCUCGCCAAAAUGCACAUAGUAUAUUUGUGAGUCUUGCAUUAAAACAACUGGAAGAACAGGUUCACGUGGCAUGCAAGGAGAUUAUCACCUUAGAAAAACAGAAGAAACUUCUUGAAGAAGAAGAGAAGGAAAAACGUGAAGAAGAAGAGCGCAAAGAGAGAAGGAGAUUAAAAGAAAAGGAGAAAAAGCUUCGAAGGAAGGAGAGAUUAAGAGAAAAGGAGAAGGACAGGGAGAAAAAGAGUCAUGUAACAAACCAAAAUCAUGAAGAAGUAUCGGAGGAAUUGACACAUUGCACUAAUGAAGAGUCUAAUGUUAUUGACAGCGGGCACUGUGUGAGUGAGAUGGAGGAGCCAAAUCCAUCUAGCCCUUCUUGUCUAGACAUCCAAAAUAACACAGUUCAAACCGGGUAUAGUCCUUCAGAUAUGCAAGUUUGCACUGAUGGGGAUGUUGCCAACAUGAAAGAUGAAAGCGAGUCUUCUGAAUUUGAUCAUUUGAAACAUUCUUGUCAGAAGCUGAAGUAUCCGAAAGAAUUUGAACUAGAUUCAGGCUUGAAAUGGUCAGAUAGGCGGCAGUUUGCUGUUUCAGAGAAUGAGGGUAUGGUUGGCAAACAUGAAGGAAGACAUCAGGGUGAUGGUUCUGAAAUAUCAAGGAGUAACAAUCGAUUAAAUAAGCAGUUAAGAAAUAACUCAGCAAAGUCCAAUGUCAGAGUUGGUGGUCCCAAGUUUGCUGAGAAAUUUUAUUGUCCCGUUAAUCGAUUGAAUGGCAGAUAUGACUCCCAUGCUUGCAACUGUAAUACACACACUGAAUACAGAGUGAAGGCAGAUCCUUGCAUUCCCAGAUGGACCCGGGAGACUAAAGCAGUGAAUAAGUCAGAAUCUGCAUCUGAUAUAUCCAAGCCUUAUUACCGUGUUAGCAAGUGUACUCGACCUGAAUACGUGUGUGAGAAUUUUGCAAGACCUAAAAACAAAAUUACUAUAUGGAGUAACGCUUCUAACAGGGAUUCACCUGUUACCAAGAAAGUAUGGGAACCAACGGAUUCACAGAAGUAUCCACGAAGCAACUCGGAUUCCAAUUUGACAUUAAGAUCUACACUUCAGACUGGCGCUAGUGACACUUAUAAGCAUCUUGAAUCUUCUGCUACCAAUAGCUCUGAUGAAGUAUCCGAGAUUUCUGUUCAGAUGAUUGCUGAAGAGAAGGUUGCACAAGAGUUGAUUAAGUCUAGCUCUGAAACCGACAAUAAAUGCCAUAGCAGUUUUGAUUUGGAAGCAAAAUCCCCGCUAUGCAUGAAGGAAGUAGCUGAUGAGGGAAAUGAUUCGUGUCAGAGAAACUUAUCUUCUAUACGAGGGACUUCAAAUUUAUCAACAAGCAGCUCCUCUAAUUCUGAUAAUUGCUCAUCCUGCCUCAGUGAAGGUGACAGCAAUACAUCCUCUUCAAAUCUUCUAAACCCAGAAUCUUCAUCCACAUCGGAUUCAGAAGAGUCGAGCCAAAAUUCAGAAGGAAGGGACACAAAUCUGUGUCUUCAUAAUGGCUUCAACGAAUGUCAGGACGAAGUUAGACCACAAAAAAUUGAGUGUGUUGGAAGAGUGCAGGAUGUAAAAAUCCUGGCCCCAGUGUCUGUAGGAACUGAAUCUUUGGUAAACUUGCCUCCAAUGUUAGCCCCAAGUUCUAAUAGCGCGAGAUUGAAUGCUACUCUGGGAAUUCAACCCCAAGCUGUGCUUCCACCGCCAGUUCACAAUCAGAAUGUGCAAUUCCCGAUGUUUCAACAUCCUACAAUGGGCUACUAUUAUCAGAGUCCAGUUUCCUUGGCUGCAGCUCCUGCAAAUGGUUUAAUGCAGUUUCCCCAUUCUGGUCAAUAUCUAUUCGGGAAUCCUUAUGGAUACGGCCUAAAUGGGAGCACGCCAUUCAUGCAUUAUGGUGCCUUACAACAUACAUCUCAACCGCUGUAUAAUUCUGGGUGUUUGCCUGUGUUUCAAUCAACUGCCCAAACCAAAGGCAUUAAUUCAAGUGAACAUGCCAAGGGGACAAAAGAAAACCAUCAUGAAGACAGUGUUGAGAGGACGUCUCGUACUGGGCUGCAGGCAACAGAAGCAGCACCUACUAGCGGAACCACUGGGAAAAGCAGUAAGUUUGAUGUGGGAAACCCGGGCUUCUCUCUUUUCGCCUUCUCUGAUCCCGCCUCUGUAAAAGAGGGCAUUGCUGGAAAUUUCAGUCAAAAUUUGUCGAUGCAUCGUACAAAGGGCGAUGAUCAUGACUGCAACAAGAAGUUGGCUCCUCCUGUUGAAGAAUACAACCCGUUCGCGAAUGGCAUUAAGUUCUCAUUUGCAGAUAUAGUUAUCUAGGGAAAGUGAGGUGGCUAUCUAUCUAAAGUUUUCAUUGUCCAUUCUCCAGUGAGUGAUGGAAGCUCGAGUACUUGUAAUUCAGUACACCCAAUAAUCCACCUCUGAAAAGGGCUCUCUCCAUGAUUUAGUUGAUUGGUAUAUUUUGUUUUGGCCUUUUCAUUAUAUAUUUUUUUUCCUGAUAUAGUGAGCAAACGAUAGAUAGAGGUUUCAUAAAAGCUUUUAAGGUUUUCUGUACUUUCAGUUCUUUCUUAUAUAUAUUAUAUAGGUUAAUGGAGCAUUUGAUUGGCUUGA
Ipomoea triloba (trilobed morning glory) is the source of this 4349-nucleotide messenger RNA. RefSeq lists its product as uncharacterized. Lineage: Eukaryota; Viridiplantae; Streptophyta; Magnoliopsida; Solanales; Convolvulaceae. The transcript has 8 exons. Bases 315 to 4058 code for a protein of 1247 amino acids. The record is from RefSeq and is a predicted model, not a curated record.